AUGUCGAUCACCAACCCAAAAAGCCCAUGCGUAUGCGGGGCCAGCACGCUCGGUGGCCAGAACGCAGAAGUGCGGAAUGCACAUAAGAGGACCUUCCUCACGUACAGAGACCAGGCUCGCCCUUCCAACCGGAGUAAUCGUUUGCUGCAGCCUGCAGCUGCAGGGAUGGCCGGCGUCCUGCCGAGGUUUGGCCCCUUCGGCCCUCUGCCACCACGGGAUGAGUUCGGGAUCAAGGAGACGAGGCCCCGUCUCGCCGGCGGGCGGGCCGGCGGGUACGACCUCGUGGAGCGGAUGGAGUACCUGUACGUGCGCAUCGUCAAGGCGCGGGACCUCAAGUGGAGUGGCGGCUUCGACCCGCUCACCGAGGUGAAGCUCGGGAGCUACUCCUGCGCCACGCGGCACAUCGAGAAGACGACGAGCCCAGAGUGGAACGAUGUGUUCGCGUUCUCGCGGGAGAGGCUCCAGGCGUCGUUCCUGGACGUGGUGGUCAAGGGCAAGGGCUUCGCCAAGGACGACUUCGUCGGUCGCCUGCGCUUCGACCUGGCCGACGCCCCCUUUCGUGUACCGCCCGACAGCGCGCUCGCGCCGCAGUGGUACCACGUCUUCGACAAGAAGGCGGAGCGCGGGGGCGAGGUGAUGCUGGCCGUGUGGUUCGGCACGCAGGCCGACGAGUGCUUCCCGCUGGCGGUGCACGCGGACGCCGCGUUCGCCGUGGACGCCAAGCUAGCCGCGCACAUCCGCUGCAAGCAGUACACCGUGCCGCGGCUCUGGUACGUGCGCGUCAACGUCAUCGAGGCCCGCGACAUCGCCUUCGUGGACAAGGCCCGCGUCGGCGAGGUGUUCGUGCGCACCAGGAUUGCCGCGCAGGUGCACAAGACCAAGACGUGCGUCGCCCGGCUGCCGACGUGCGGCUGGAACGAGGACCACCUGUUCGUUGCCGCCGAGCCGUUCGAGGACCACCUCAUCCUCUCCGUCGAGGACCGCGUCAAGGUCGACAAGGAGGAGGUCAUUGGCCAUGUACACAUUCCGUUCAAAGAAUUCGAACGACGGUGGGACGCGCGCCCAAUUCGCCCAAGAUGGUUUAAUUUGGUGCGGCCAGAAGGAGCGGCCAAAAUCGACAAGUUCUCUGCGAAGAUAUGCGUCCGGCUCUGCCUGGAAGGCGGAUACAGAGUGCUGACAGAGCCCGUCCACUACCUGAGCGACGUCCGCCCGGCGGCGAGGGAGCUGUGGUGCCACCGGCCGCCCAUUGGCCUCAUCGAGCUCGGCAUCCACAACGCGUUCGGCCUAAGCUCAAUGCGCACGCGCGACGGGCGAGGCUCCUGCGACGCCUACUGCGUGGCCAAGUACGGCGUGAAGUGGUUCCGCACGCAAACCGUCAUCGACAGCCUCGCGCCACGGUUCCACCAGCAGUGCUUCUGGGACGUGCACGACCACUGCACCGUGCUCACCGUCGCCGUCUUCCACAACUGCCAGAUAGGCGAGAAGGGUGGCCUCGUGUCCGGCGACCCCGUCAAGGACAUCCUCCUCGGCAAGGUGCGCAUCCGGCUGUCGACGCUCGAGACCGGCCGCAUCUACACGCACGCGUACCCUCUCAUCUCCCUCCACGGCGGCGGCAUCAAGAAGAUGGGCGAGCUCCAGCUCGCCAUGCGGUUCUCGAGCACGUCGAUGCUGGGCCUGCUCCAGACGUACGCGCAGCCGCACCUGCCGCCGAUGCACUACCACUGCCCGCUGUCCAUCGUGCAUCAGGAGACGCUGCGGCGGGAGGUGGUCGCGCUCAUCGCGCACCGGCUGGGCCGGAUGGACCCGCCGCUGCGGCAGGAGUGCGUCGAGCACCUCUGCGAGGCACACUCGCACCGGUGGAGCAUGCGGCGCAGCAAGGCCCACUUCUUCCGCCUCAUGGCGGCGCUGGCGCCCCUGUUCGCGGCGCUCAGGUGGUUCGUCGACAUCUGCCACUGGAAGAACCCGGCGACCACCGUCGCGGUCCACAUCAUCUACGCCAUGCUGGUGUGCUGCCCCAACCUCAUCCUUCCCACCUUCUUCGUGUACAAGUUCGUGCUCGGCCUGUGGAACUACCGGCGCCGGCCGAGGCACCCGUGGCACGUCGACACCAAGGUGUCGCACGCCGAGAUGGCGCACCUGGACGAGCUGGCCGAGGAGUUCGACGAGUUCCCGACGAAGUGUCCUCCCGAUGUGGUCCGCAUGCGGUACGACAGGCUGAGGAGCCUAGGGGCGCGGAUACAGGAGAUGGCCGGCGACGUCGCGUCCCACGCCGAGAGAGCGCGGUGCGCGAUGACGUGGCGCGACCCCCGCCACGGCCAUGUACCUCCUGGCGUGCCUGUUCCUUGCGGUGAUCACCUUCCUGGCGCCGUUCCAGGCGGUGGCGCUGCUGACAGAAUGACAACCAGCGCCCUUGUCCGGCAAUGCCUCGCGCUCCUCCUCCGAUCCAAAAGCUCCGCAACCCCGCUCGUUUCCACCACCACCGCGCAGCUCCACGCACUCCUCCUCACGUCCGGUCACCUCCACUGCGACAGCCUUCAUCUCCUCUUAUAUUCUUACUGCGCAUGUGGCCGUCCCUUCGACGCCCACAACCUGCUCGCUCAAAUGCCCCAACCGGCCCCGGUUUCCGUCUCCAACACCCUCCUCCGCUCCUACACCGGCCUCGGCUUCCACCGACAGGCCCUCGCUCUCUACUCACAGAUGCGCGCCUUCGACCACCUCACCUUCACCUUCGCCGCCAAGGCCUGUGCGGGCCUCCGCCUCAGGCGCCAUGGGCGCGCCGUGCACGGUCGCGCCCUCGCCGCAGGCUUCGGCGGCGACGCCUACGUGCAGAACGCGCUCGUGUCCAUGUAUAUGCGCUGCAGAGACGUGGUCGCGGCGGAGGCAGUGUUCGGCGCGCUGCGGAGCCGGACAACCGUGUCGUGGAACACGGUCAUCACUGGAUGUGUCAAGGACGGCCGCGCGGAGAGGGCGUUGGAGGUGUUCGAGACGAUGGUUGGCCGUGGCGUGUGCAUUGACCGUGCCACGGUUGUGUCAGUGCUGCCAGCUUGUGCACAAGCCAGGGACUUGCACACGGGGAGAGCUGUGCACCGGUUGGCUGAGGUGAGAGGCUUGGUGAACUAUGUCGCGGUGAAGAAUGCUCUGAUCGACAUGUAUGGGAAGUGCGGGAGCCUGGAGGAUGCAAGAAGGGUGUUCGAUGAAGACAGCUAUGAUAAGGAUGUCGUUUCUUGGACGGCGAUGAUUGGUGCACACGUGCUGAAUUACCAUGCGAGCAAGGCCUUCGCUCUUGGUUCUGAGAUGCGGGUGACCAGUGAAGCACAGCCUAAUGCUGUGACCAUGGCGCAUCUGCUCUCAGCUUGCGCCAGCUUGCUGUCAGGGAAGCAUGCCAAGUGCACACAUGCAUUGUGCAUUAGACUUGGGCUUGGAUCAGAUACUGUUGUCGAGACUGCACUUGUUCACUGUUACGCAAAAUGUGGCUAUAUGGGGAUGAUAGACAUGGUGGUCGAGAAAGGAUCACGACGGACUGAAACAUGGAAUGCAGCAAUAUCUGGUUAUACUCAAAGAGAACAGGGAAAGAAGGCUCUAGCACUGUUUAAGCAAAUGCUUGCAGAAUCAGUACGUCCAGAUUCUGCAACAAUGGCAAGCGUCAUCCCAGCUUAUGCAGAGUCUGCGGACCUGGUACAGGCAAAGAACAUCCACUGCUGCUUACUAAUUCGUGGAUGUCUUGGGAGUACAGAUAUUGCCACUGGUCUAAUCGAUGUGUAUGCCAAGGCUGGUGACUUGGGUGUCGUGUGGGAGCUCUUCCAGUGUUUGCCUGAAAAGGAUGUUGUUUCCUGGACAACUGUCAUCGCCAGAUACGGAAUGCACGGGCAUGCCCAAACUGCCAUCCUGCUAUAUUCAAGGAUGGUGGAGCUGGGGGUGCUGCCGAACACCGUUACCAUGGCCUCCUUGUUGUACUCUUGCAGCCACGCCGGCAUGGUAGACGAAGGCCUCCGGCUGUUCAACGACAUGCGGGGCGUCCAUGGCCUGAUGCCAAAUGCAGAGCACUACUUGUGCCUGGUUGACAUGCUUGGGCGUGCUGGGAGGAUCGAGGAGGCCUACCGCCUCAUCCAAGACAUGCCAUUCGAACCGAGCACGUCGGUGUGGAGCGCUCUGCUGGGUGCCUGUGUCCUCCACGAGAAUGUUGAGUUCGGGGAGGUUGCUGCUAAACAUUUGUUUGAGCUUGAACCGGAUAACGUUGGGAAUUAUGUGCUCCUUGGGAAGGUAUAUGCUGCAGCUGACAGAUGGAGCGAUGUUCAGGAUCUGCGGAGAGUGAUGGAGGGAAGGGGUCUUCACAAAGAUCCAGGAUCUAGUGUAGUUGAUGCGAAGUCUGAAGUGUGCUGA
Molecule: messenger RNA, 4380 nt
Organism: Miscanthus lutarioriparius
Lineage: Eukaryota; Viridiplantae; Streptophyta; Magnoliopsida; Poales; Poaceae
Source: the annotation of a GenBank genome assembly